Messenger RNA from Andrographis paniculata, 606 nucleotides. Its product is annotated as 40S ribosomal protein S25-2. Gene Ontology annotation, molecular function: structural constituent of ribosome. The record is from RefSeq and is a predicted model, not a curated record. Gene Ontology annotation, cellular component: cytosolic small ribosomal subunit. Lineage: Eukaryota; Viridiplantae; Streptophyta; Magnoliopsida; Lamiales; Acanthaceae. Bases 105 to 431 code for a protein of 108 amino acids. The transcript is spliced from 4 exons.
CAGUGUUCCUUCUCUAUUUAAGUUGAACGAAGAAAAAACCCUAAGAAAAGUAAUCGCCUGUAUACCCUCGCCGCUCUUGGCUGACGCAUACAAGUUUCUCCCAAAUGGCGCCGAAGAAGGAUAAGGCUCCUCCACCGUCAUCGAAGCCGGCGAAAUCCGGAGGAGGCAAGCAGAAGAAGAAGAAGUGGAGCAAGGGAAAGCAGAAGGAGAAGGUGAACAACAUGGUGUUGUUUGACAAGGGCACGUACGACAAGCUGCUUACCGAGGCGCCUAAAUUCAAGCUCAUAACACCGUCUGUUCUCUCCGAUCGUCUCAGGAUUAGUGGGUCACUUGCAAGAAAGGCUAUUAGAGAGCUGAUGGCUCGAGGACUGAUAAGAAUGGUGUCAGCUCAUUCAAGCCAGCAGAUAUACACCAGGGCCACAAACACCUAGAUGGCUAUAUUUUCAUUGAUUUGGUGAGCUUAAUGCAAUUUUUGUAUUAAACGACGUGCAUUUUUAGAUUUGAUGCUGAACUGAAAGCUUGAGAAUUUUGGUGUUUAGGGGAUUUAUUUAUGUAAUUGCUAUCAACUUGAACUUAUUACGUUCUCCUAAAAUUUUCUUACUGGUA